Syzygium oleosum is the source of this 4144-nucleotide messenger RNA. RefSeq names its product pentatricopeptide repeat-containing protein At3g02330, mitochondrial. The record is from RefSeq and is a predicted model, not a curated record. Bases 201 to 2879 code for a protein of 892 amino acids. NCBI's taxonomy places the organism in Eukaryota, Viridiplantae, Streptophyta, Magnoliopsida, Myrtales, Myrtaceae. The transcript has a single exon. Gene Ontology annotation, biological process: RNA modification. Gene Ontology annotation, molecular function: protein binding; RNA binding.
AUCGAGUGCGGAGAACUCAGAAAGUUGACGAGCUGGUACUGGAGAAGCAUCGAAGACGCUACCCGACCAUGAAAGCGGUAGCGGGCCAAAACUCGGGCCUUUGGGCCCGGCCCGGAAUGCGGAAGUCAACCAAUUUUCAAACGCUUGCAAACCAAGGAGAAGAGGUAACGGAACCCGCCAAAGCAUGAGCGCCAUUGUUGAUGGCCCUUCGCUUCUCCUCCUCCUCUCCUCACUUUCAUGUCAACGCGCUGUCACUUCUCACGCUCUUCUCGCAGCCCUCUCGCGGUGCCGUGCAAGUUUUGAGAUGCUCGACGGUCGCCGCGGGAGCUCCGAGGUUGUCCUAUCUGAGGAAGACGUUCUCGCAUCUUUUCCAGGACUGCUCGAGCCAGAGAGCCCUGGUGCCCGGGAAACAGGCUCAUGCGCGCAUGAUUGUAACUGGGUUUUCGCCGACGGUGUUCGUCACGAAUUGUUUGAUCCAGAUGUACGUCAAAUGUUCGAGCUUGGACCACGCACUCAAGGUGUUCGACAGAAUGCCGCUUCGGGACACCUUCUCUUGGAACGCGGUGAUAUUUGGGUAUGCGGGGAGUGGGAACAUGGCAGCCGCGGAGGCACUUUUUCGGUUGAUGCCCGAAAAGGACGUCGUCUCGUGGAACUCUGUGGUAUCCGGUUUUCUACAGAAUGGUGAUAGUUGGAAAGCGGUUGGUGUUUUUAUGGAGAUGAGAGGAGCGGGAGUGGCGCUCGAUUACACCACUUUGGCCGUUGUUUCGAAAGUAUGUUCGUGCUUAGAAGAUCUGAACUUGGGAAUUCAGAUCCAUGGACUUGCAGUGAGGAUGGGAGUUCAUGAAAAUGUAGUCGCAGCGAGUGCUUUAAUUAACAUGUAUGCCAAGUGUAAGAAAUUAGAUAGAUCGCUUCAGCUCUUUGCAGAAAUGCCAGAGAGGAAUUGGGUUUCAUGGAGCGCUGUAAUUGCCGGUUGUGUCCAAAACAAUCAAUUGAUUGAGGGUUUAGAGAUAUACAGGGAAAUGCUGAGAGCCGGAUGUGGAGUGAGCCAAUCCACUUACGCGAGUGUCUUCAGGUCAUGUGCAGGGUUGUCAGCAUUAGGAAUUGGCACUCAGUUACAUGGUCAUACAUUGAAGAGUGACUUUGGAGCUGAUAUCGUAGUAGCGACAGCCACGUUGGACAUGUAUGCGAAGUGUGACAACAUGGAACAUGCUAGAAAGUUGUUUAACUCAAUGCCAGAUCAUAGCUUGCAGUCAUAUAAUGCCAUUAUUGUUGGGUAUGCUCGAAGCGGUCAAGGAUUUGAAGCUUUGCAUCUAUUUAGAAAUUUGCAGAAGUCUGGUCAAGGUUUUGAUGAAAUAAGUUUGUCGGGUGCAUUAAGUGCAUGUGCGAUAAUUAAAGGGCUUUUUGAGGGGCUUCAAAUUCAUUCACUAACAAUUAAGAGCACCUUGAAUAACAAUAUAUGCGUCGCAAAUGCCCUGUUGGAUAUGUAUGGAAAAUGUAGAGCUUUAUCGGAAGCAUGCUGUAUUUUUGAGGAAAUGACAAUUAGAGAUGCUGUAUCAUGGAAUGCGAUCAUUGCAGCACAUGAGCAGAAUGAUAAUGUAGAGGAAACGCUCAUGCUAUUUGCUUCGAUGCUUCGAUCAAAGAUGGAACCUGACGAAUUCACGUAUGGAAGUGUCUUAAAAGCUUGUGCAGGUAAUCAAGCUCUGAGUUGUGGCAUGGAGAUUCAUAAUAGAGUAAUCAAAUCCGGAAUGGGGUUGAACUGGUUUGUAGGGAGUGCAUUGGUUGACAUGUACAGUAAAUGUGGGAUGAUAGAAGUGGCAGAGAAGAUCCAUUUUAGAACAGAAGAACAGACGAUGGUUUCUUGGAAUGCAAUCAUAUCUGGGUUCGUAAUGCAAAAGCAGAGUGAGGAUGCUCAGAGAUACUUCUCUUGGAUGUUGGAGAUUGGUGUAGAGCCCGAUAACUUCACUUAUGCAACAGUUCUUGAUACUUGUGCUAAUCUUGCUACUGUCGGUCUAGGGAAGCAAAUCCAUGCUCAAAUCUUGAAAUUAGAGCUGCAAGCAGAUGCUUACAUUUGCAGCACCCUUGUUGACAUGUACUCGAAGUGUGGAAAUUUGAAAGAUUCCCAGUUGAUGUUUGAGAAAGCACCUAAGAGAGACUUUGUGACAUGGAAUGCAAUGAUCUGUGGGUACGCACAUCAUGGGCUUGGUGAAGAUGCCCUUAAAGUUUUUGAGAGGAUGCAACUUGAAAACAUGAAGCCAAACCACGCUACUUUUGUGUCAGUUCUUCGAGCUUGUGCACACAUGGGACUUGCUGAGGAAGGAUUGCAGUAUUUUCACUCUAUGCAACCUGCAUAUGGUUUGGAUCCCCAUUUGGAGCAUUACUCGUGUAUGGUGGAUAUUCUAGGGAGGUCAGGCCAAGUUGAUGAUGCUCUAAAGCUUAUUUAUGACAUGCCUUUUGAAGCGGAUGCUGUUAUUUGGAGAAGUCUACUUAGCGCUUGCUGUGACCAUGGUAAUGUGGAAAUAGCAGAAGUGGCAGCAAAUUCUCUACUGCAAUUGGAGCCGGAAGAUUCUUCUGCAUAUAUCCUCCUAUCGAAUAUAUAUGCCAAUGCAGGAUUGUGGAACGAAGUUUCGGAGAUGAGGAAAGUAAUUAAGAGUAACAAGUUAAGGAAGGAGCCGGGAUGUAGCUGGAUCGAGGUGAAAGAUGAGGUACAUACAUUUCUUGUGGGAGAGAGGGCUCAUCCAAAAUCAAGAGAAAUUUACGGGAAGCUUGAUCUGCUCAUCAAUGAAAUGAAAGGAUCUGGUUAUGUGCCUGUUGCCAAUUUCCUUCUUGAUGAGGAGGCAGAAGAAAACGAAUCUGAGGAAGAAUUGAGAAUGAAUGUCUAGUCGUAGUUUGGAAAUAUUGUUAGAUUUCUUUGAACAAGAAGAGGCAAAGUCGUGGAUAGGGAAAAGAGAGUGCCAUUGGCAAAUUGUACCGCAUGUCGAUACAGGGAAGCGACUGAAAAGGUGGCAUAGCAUAACUACGAUCUCUUUAGCACAGAUACAGUAUUUGGUCUCUCUGUGAAUGAUCUUCAUGAUAGCAAUUACUGCUGACCGGAGAACUCUCGGGAUGCCCGCUGUUGAUGACAGCAAGGUCCGAGAUUAAUCUCAAAGAGAAGAUUUACUUCGAGAUUCUCAGGGGAACCUGAAAACUGAAUGGGAAGCGCAUGCAAAAAUGCAGGAUUCAGGAUUAUAAGUCACGGAGUAUCUUUGAUUGCAGGAGGACAGAACCUCCAUCUUUUCACUUCUUUGGGCUACAUUAAUUCUUUCCUGAUGAGAUACGUGAUAAUUGUCCUAAAAAUCCGGAGUUCGACAAAUGAUACAUUGCAACUUCGGAGUAGCUUUCCACCAGCCGAGUUUCUUUUCUAAAACGCCAUGCACGCUCAGACUCUUGCUCGGGGCAUAAGCCUUCCCUAGACCAAGAGCAACAGCAACUGAACCCCAGAGUAAUACACCCUCCUCAUCAGUUGCAACUUGCAGCAUCUUCUUUUGUUCAUUCCCUUGUCCAGAGGUAAGCGGCACCUGGCCGCAAUGAAAGCGAUGCGGCACCCGAGUCAUUUUUUCGGCAGCUGUCUACGGAUCUGUCACAUGUUGGCGAAAAAGUUGAGGACGGUAAAGAUGACAUCCUAAUGUUUCCAGUCGCAAUCGAAUGGACAUCUUAACUAAGACCUCUGGCCACAAAUGGCUUGUGGAGUUCACAUCAUGCUCUUCCUUGUCAUCUUCCACUCUCAAUGCACCACACCAUCUUGCCAUCACACUUUGCAUAUCUUUGGAGGGUCGAAUUCACACGAGCGUGACGCCGCGUCCCCAACAGUACGGCGGCCCUUUUGAUGGCGGAACUUGCCAAACGCCGCAGGCCGGCACGGAGAUGGCGUUAACCAUGCCGGCGGGGCCCGUGGGCCCCACCACGAUGCCCGGCAUCUCUCAACCCGCGAAUCCAAUCUCCAUAGGACAAGCGACAUGUGGCGACACGACCCGGAUUCGACCCACAAAACUUUAAUUUUAAUUUUAUUUUAUAAGCACCGUGUUCCAGAGCAAUUCUAUUUUCCUUUCUAUUAAUAUAAAUAAAUUCUUAAAUUGGGCAAUGAGAGACGGAAGGGCCAUUUUUGUUU